Babesia bigemina is the source of this 231-nucleotide messenger RNA. RefSeq lists its product as hypothetical. Bases 1 to 231 code for a protein of 76 amino acids. The record is from RefSeq and is a predicted model, not a curated record. The transcript has a single exon. NCBI's taxonomy places the organism in Eukaryota, Apicomplexa, Aconoidasida, Piroplasmida, Babesiidae.
AUGGACCCACCCAACUGCUUCAACCAAGUUUACGUUGAGGACGAAGUGAAGAACCUGAGCGAUGUCAGAAAGUCGUUGGUAGCGUCUAGAACUAAUCACUUUGUCACGCUGGAGUUUGAGGGUUCCCAGAUAACACCAAGGGAUAUGCUGCGCCAGACGCCGCCAUUGGAGUGUCGCUGUGUCACCGUUAAGGGUGUCACCCUAUCCACCAUCCAGAUCGAGAAUUACUAG